Messenger RNA from Pteronotus mesoamericanus, 5355 nucleotides. It is a transcript of the gene ATOSA, whose product is annotated as atos homolog A. Bases 690 to 3980 code for a protein of 1096 amino acids. The record is from RefSeq and is a predicted model, not a curated record. Lineage: Eukaryota; Metazoa; Chordata; Mammalia; Chiroptera; Mormoopidae. The transcript is spliced from 14 exons.
GGAGCGGAGCGAGGCUGCAGCUGAGGCGGGGUUGGAUGGCCACAGGGGCGCCGGGGAGCAGCGUCCGACUUGUCGUCUCGGGCCCCCAUGGUCCCCUAACGGAGCCCUGGGGGGCGCUACGCGCCACACUCCGCUCUCGCCAGUCCUGCGCCUCCCGGAGCCUCGGGUCUGAGGUGGGAGUGUGAUGUGAGUCGCCGGGCGAGCGGCUGAGAGAAGUGCCAAGAGGAGGAGGGAUCGGCACCGGAGAGGAGAGCGAGUUAGGCAGCAGAGCAUUUUGCAAACAGCAGUAGCCACAGAAUAAGCGGCGAGCCUGUUGAAAGAACCCACACGUGUAUUUUACAGCACCCUGGGUGGAAAUUGGAUGUGAAAAUGAAGCCAGACCGAGUUGCCUAAACACAGCAGAGUUGGUGAGAGGAGCAAAGACAACAGGAUAGUGCUGCCAAGUAGACAGGAAGCCGUAGUGGACCUAGUGAGCAGGGGCGGCUGAGCACACCCUCCGUCCAAUCAGCUGUGAGUGCUGUUGCUAUGUGCACUCUUACUCUGCUGCCUUUGUGAAAACCUUAGAGGGAAAGCGGAAUCAGCACCCACCACUGAACGUUUUAACCACUGCAGACAUCUGGAUCCCUCAGUUACUGACUGUAUAGCAAUUGACAGCCAGAAGGCAACUUCUUUUAUACAAGGAUUCCAGUAUGGUUUUCAGUGGAAACAAAAGGCUUCACAGAGAAGAUACUCUAGAUGAAUAUUUUGAAUACGAUGCAGAGGAGUUCUUGAUCUCUUUGGCCUUGUUAAUAACAGAAGGACGAACACCUGAAUGUUCUGUAAAAGGUCGCUCAGAAAGUUUCCAUUGCCCUCCAGCACAGUCCUGUUACCCAGUAACUACCAAACAUGAAUGUAGUGACAAGCUGGCCCAGUGUCGCCAAGCCAGACGAACCAGGUCUGAGGUCGCAUUGUUGUGGAAGAAUAACCUUCCAAUCAUGGUAGAAGUUAUGCUCCUGCCAGACUGCUGCUACAGCGAUGAUGGACCCACCACAGAUGGGAUUGAUCUCAACGAUCCUGCAAUUAAGCAAGAUGCAUUAUUAUUAGAAAGAUGGGUAUUGGAGCCAGUUCCUCGACAAAAUGGCGAUCGAUUUAUUGAAGAGAAGACUCUUCUAUUGGCUGUCCGUUCAUUUGUGUUUUUUUCUCAGUUGAGUGCUUGGCUGAGUGUUUCUCAUGGUGCUAUUCCACGAAAUAUUCUUUACAGAAUCAGUGCUGCUGAUGUAGACCUACAGUGGAAUUUUUCACAGACUCCAAUUGAACAUGUGUUUCCUGUUCCCAAUGUCUCUCACAAUGUGGCCUUGAAAGUCAGCGUUCAGUCCUUGCCCAGACAAUCUAAUUACCCAGUUUUGACAUGUAGUAUUCACAGUAAUAUUGGCCUUUAUGAGAAAAAAAUUCAAGAACAUGAACUAAAGGCCCAUCAGCAUCGCAAUUCUAAUGAAGCAGAACAGUGUAGUACAAACAGUUUACAGCGUCUGUGUAGCAAACAAACUUGGACCAUGGCACCCGAAAGCGUAUUGCAUGCAAAAAAUGGCACACCUCCAGAAUAUACUGCAGCUGUCAAAAAUGGCAAACUACAUCCAGGCACUGGCAGACAAUCUGACUAUGGAACUUGUCAAGCCAACAUUCUGGGCUUCGGUGGUAAAGGAGAUAAAAAGUCACAUGAAACAUCAGUAAGAACUUUAAAAUCAUUUUCAAUGAUUGAUUCCAGUGUCUGUAGUCAUCAGAGUUCCUGGCAGUCAGUUGGUGAGACUAAUCCUUUAAUAGACUCUUUAAUUCAGGAUCGACAAGAAGUUAUUGCAAGAAUUGCUCAGCAUUUGAUUCAUUGUGAUCCAAGCAGCUCACAUGUUUCUGGACAUGCAUUUAAUACCCAAGACUCUAGUUCACUGAAUUCAAAACUUUUCCGGGUUUCACAAGAAAAUGAAAAUGUGAGGAAACUCAAAGAAACUUUCUCUAUUUCAUUUGGUAGUCCAGAGCUUGCAUCCUCAGAAGAUACCAAUGAGGGGAAAAUCCGAGUAAAACCAGAAAUUCCCCGAAGUGAAACUUGCACUUCUAAUCGUUUUUAUUCUCAUCGGUCUGUUGGUGAGACUAACCCUUUAAUAGGCUCAUUACUCCAGGAGCGGCAAGAUGUUAUUGCAAGGAUUGCUCAGCACUUGGAGCAUAUAGAUCCAACAGCGUCACAUAUGCCCUCACAAUCAUUCAACAUGCGUGACUCGACUUUGGUUCCUUCUAAAGUGUUUAGGAGUUCAUAUGAAGACAAAAAUUUGCUGAAGAAAAACAAGGGUGACACUUCUGUUUCCAUUUCUAAUACAAAACUUUCCUUAUUAGAAGACUGCAGUGAAGGGGAAAACUUAAUACAUACUAAAUAUUUUAGUCCUUUUAAAUGCAAUAGUAAAGUCAAGUCCUCUUUGAAACCUCAAAUAAGAAGAAAUUUGUACCAGGACAAUCCUAGUGAAGUCAUCCAAAGUACAUUUCAAAGCAUACAGAACAGAGCCAGUAGCUUAUUGGCUCCCUCAGAUAUGUCUCAUUGCAAAGAAAAUAACUUAGAUUUGACAAUCAGAUUGGAAAAUACUCUCUCUGAGUGUCAAUUUAAAGAGCAAGAAAUUAUCAAUGGAAAUGAUAAACGGUAUUCAAAUUGCAACAGUAUUGACAAACAGAUUUGCACAGAUAAUUUUAAGGAAAAAACAAUAAAAAAUGAAAAUUGUAAUCCAGAAUCUUUUAACAAUCACCAAUUUGAUAAUUCCAAAACUAAUGACUCAAAAAUAAAAAUUACUACAUUGGAAGUGUCUGGAUAUUUGAACAAACAUGAAAGCAACUGUUCAAAUAAAGACUCCAAAAGGCCUACAACGUGUGAGCAAAAUAUGCAACUUAAUAGCAUAGAAAAUUAUCUCAAUAAAGACAAUGAAGGUUUCAAAUGCAAAAAGCCAGGCCAAUUAAAAAAUGAACAGGAUAAGAAAGAAGAUCCAAUUGAUGAAAGAUUUCAGAAGUGUUCUCAGAGAGAGAGCAUAAAAGACUGUUUAUCUACAUGUGAACGACUGAAAAAUACAGAGGUGUUGCAGAGGACUGUACCGCUGAAACAUUCAAAUGUCUGGCGGAAACAUAAUUUUCAUUCCUUAGAUGGAACCUCAACCAGAGCCUUUCAUCCUCGGACUGGAUUGCCUCUUCUUUCAAGUCCUGUUCCUCAAAGAAAGACACAAUCAGGUUGCUUUGAUUUGGAUUCUUCAUUACUGCAUCUGAAAAGCUUAUCAUCUAAAAGCCCCCGGCCAUGUUUAAACAUUGAAGAUGAUCCAGAAAUUCAUGAAAAACCAUUUCUGAGUUCUAGUGCUCCACCUAUAACAAGUCUUAGUCUCCUAGGAAAUUUUGAGGAAUCUGUCUUGAACUAUCGUUUAGAUCCCCUCGGCAUUGUUGAUGGCUUUACUGCUGAGGUCGGGGCAAGUGGUGUUUUCUGCCCCACACAUUUGAUUCUUCCAGUUGAAGUGUCAUUCUACAGUGUUUCAGAUGAUAAUGCUCCCUCUCCUUAUAUGGGUGUGAUCACUUUAGAGUCCCUUGGUAAAAGGGGUUAUCGAGUACCUCCUUCAGGAACAAUACAAGUGACCUUAUUUAAUCCUAAUAAGACUGUGGUGAAGAUGUUUGUUGUGAUAUAUGACUUACGAGAUAUGCCAGCCAAUCAUCAGACAUUCCUUCGACAAAGAACUUUUUCUGUACCAGUUAAACAAGAAAUGAAGAGAGGUGUUAAUAAAGAGAACAUUCGGCAUACAGAAGAACGGUUAUUACGCUACCUCAUUCAUCUGAGGUUCCAGAGUUCUAAAUCUGGAAAGAUCUACCUCCAUAGAGAUGUACGUCUCCUGUUCUCUAGAAAGUCAAUGGAAGUUGAUAGCGGUGCUGCAUAUGAACUCAAAUCUUACACUGAAUCGCCAACAAACCCUCAAUUUUCACCAAGAUGUUGAUGAGGCGUGACAAUUUAAAAGCAUUUCCUCAGUACCCAAGUUUGAAAGUAAAAAUUAGCAUAGAACGGAGUGUACCAAAUUAACAACCAGGAGAGUGGAUCCUCUCCUGUUAUCCUGGACCAGUUUUUAUUGAAGGAUUCCUGGAAUGAGAUCCACAUAUUCCAAGUAGACUGGAAACACUCAUGUCCUAAGCCUUUUUGUACUGUUGAAACCACUUCAUGGGACAUGUUGCAAUAGCAAAACCCUCGUUAGAUUAGUGUUUACACAUUUUAUUUCUCAGUUAUUUAAUAUUUAAUGUUUUCCUUAAUACUCAAGUGAUAUUUGUCUCUAGUGUUCUAAUGUAGCACAAAUCCUAUGUAAAAUCAUACUAUGUAUUUUUGACGUUAAUGUUGAAAUCUGAAAUAUAUACAUAAGUCUUUAAUUCUUGUGUGAUGUGUUUUAAGUACUAUUCAUUUAAGUUACUGAAAAUGAGAAGGAAAUGUUGAGCUUCUUUAAGAUUAAUGCACUAUGCAAGCAUGUGUACUUUUUAUAUGUCUCAAACGUAGUUCUUACAACACCCCUUCCAGGUUGCUGUCUCACAUAGUAGCCCUUCAACAUUCUGUAUUGGCAGUGCAAUGUGGACUAAGCUGCUUCACAUCCCCCUUGCAAGUUCAGAUUAUCAUGCCCAUUCAUAUUCCUUCUGAAUCCCUUAUCCUCAAAGCAGUUCUAUUUUUCCUUAAUCACUACUACAGAAGCUUUACAUUAAAUUGCUGUCCCACGCUAGAUAACUUUUGCAAAUGGUUAAAAGAAUAUGUACUUUGAAAAAAGUAGUAUUUAUACUGUAAAUAUAUGCAAAAACCAAAAAAUGUGUAUUUGGCUUUUAUUUUUAGAAGAGAAAUAUGUGUGAUUGAGUGAAUUUCUGAUAGCCACCAGACAGUUUCUAUUCUAGGUUUAUAGCUGACAAGAGGAGAUGGGGAGAUGUCUUGAGCCUUGUCCUAAUUUACUUACUCAGGGUCACAAUGAAAGGCAUUUGGCAACUGGGAAAACCACCAAAUAAGGGAACUUGACUGAGUGCAUCAAAAGCUGCCUUUUUGUCCCCCUGAAAAAGGAAGAUAUUUGUGUGUGGACAGUGGGCAACAGCAGAUAACCAGGCACAAAUACUGGGACAAGGCUGCAAGUGCAGGUCAGAAAAUAGGUACCAUUCAAGUAGGGCAGACGCAAGAAACCUAAGAGUUGAGAACUAGGUGAGCAGUAUGGAAUUUGAGAGACUGGAAGGUCUUUAUUUUGGAACCCAGCUAAUGUAUAAUCUGUUCAAGAGAAUCUGGACAGAUGAUGAGUGGGGAUUGGCUAGCAAGAAGACUCUUAUAAAUUUAUUUUAAAAUAUCAGAAGAGAAAA